AUGCUCUCUGGUUAUGGUACUUUGGCAUUACUGGUUUAUAUGGUUGCCUUGCUAAUAUCUCUUGCUGUUGGUGAAGCAAUAUCUGUAGGGAGGUCUGUGUACUGCUUUUCUUUCUCCACUGGCUUUUUAAUAGUAUCAUGUAGUUCUUAUAUAAUUCCUUCUUUUGCAAACUUUCCUGCUGUCGUUCUCAGGUCUCCUACAUAUUUCCGCUUACCAGCCCUAAUGUUCUUCACUAGUUUGAAUAAAGCUAAAACAACGAUUGAGGCAGAAUAUGAAUUCAUUAUAUUUUGUGGUUUAGCAUCAGCUGCUUACAACCAUAUAUGUAGUAAAAGUUGGCAUUAA
Molecule: messenger RNA, 342 nt
Organism: Schistosoma mattheei
Lineage: Eukaryota; Metazoa; Platyhelminthes; Trematoda; Strigeidida; Schistosomatidae
Source: the annotation of a GenBank genome assembly